This is a messenger RNA of Nymphaea colorata (pocket water lily), 4519 nucleotides long. RefSeq names its product protein SMAX1-LIKE 7-like. The transcript is spliced from 3 exons. Gene Ontology annotation, molecular function: ATP binding; ATP hydrolysis activity. The coding region runs from base 718 to 4062 and encodes 1114 amino acids. The record is from RefSeq and is a predicted model, not a curated record. NCBI's taxonomy places the organism in Eukaryota, Viridiplantae, Streptophyta, Magnoliopsida, Nymphaeales, Nymphaeaceae.
CAAGACAAACGAAAAUAAGAAAGAUGUAAAAGAGAUUGGCGAGAGAUAGAGAGGGACUCACAAAGGCACUGUUCAUAUCUUUUUGUUGAUCUUGAUCUUUACGGAAUUGAAGGCACCUAAAAUUCCCCCCGUCAAAGGCCUGACAGCGGGAAGACCCACAAACAAUUGCAGAGAGAGAAAGAGAGAGGGAGAAAGAUGGGGGAUUUUCUCAGUGGGUGGACGGCUACCGAGUCGUCCAUCCCAUGAGAAGACACCACCAUCACCAGCUGCAGCACCUCCACCACUAUGGUCACCGCAUUAGAUGGGUUUCUUCCUUCCGAAGAAGAUUCUAUGCUCUUGUAUGGUCCCCGUCUCCUGUAGCUACAAAUUCCCCACCACUUUCCUCUAACCUUCUCCCCCCAUCUUUUCUCCAACGCCGAAAGAAAGACAAAAGGGAAGAAAGAAAGAAGGAAAGAAGGGAAGGGAGAAGGUAGAUAGAAAGAAGAAGGAGAAGAAGAUUGAAAAGGGGAGGGGCAUCACUUAACCCUCUCCUCGUCUCGAUUCCCCCAGCCAAGAAAGGAUCCUUACUUUGCAAUACAUGUUGAUAUCUGGCCACCGAUUGCUUGGUUUCUGGUGAAAGGUUGGAUUGAUAAGCACUCCCAAUUUAGCGAUCGACCAGGGCGAGUUUCUCUCUCUGGUUCCUUUGGGGGCAGAGGGUGAGGCUGAUGUUAGUAGAGCAUGCCGACGCCGUUGAGCAGCGUACAGCAGUGCCUGACACCGGAAUCCGCCAAGGUACUGGACGAUGCCGUCGCCGUGGCUCGCCGUCGCAACCACGCCCAGACGACGUCUUUGCACGUCGUCUCGGCGUUGCUGGCGAUACCCUCUUCGGGCUUCCGAGAAGCGUGCAUCCGCUCCCGCUUUAUCUACUCGAACAACCGCCUCCACUCCCGCGCCCUGGAGCUCUGCUUCAGCGUGGCGCUCGACCGCCUGCCUUCCUCCCACGGUGCGGAUGACCCACCGAUCUCCAACUCCCUCAUGGCCGCCAUCAAGCGCGCCCAGGCUAUCCAACGCCGAUUCUCCGCGGACGUUGCCGCCGCCACCGCUGCUGCUGCAGCGGCGGCGGUCCAGAGCUACCAACAGCCCCUCUCCUCUGUCAAGGUGGAGUUGCAGCAGCUCAUCCUCUCCAUCCUCGACGACCCUAUCGUCAGCAGAGUGAUGGCCGAGGCCGGCUUCCGCAGCAACGACGUCAAGCUUUCGAUCGAGAGGCCCCAGCCCCCGCCCCGCUUCUUCCACCGACCGCCUCUCUUCCUUUGCAAUAUUGUCGACGAGCCUCGUUUCUCUCCCUUCACCUCUGCAACGGCGAUGUCGACGGCGUCAGCAGCGGCGACGACUCCGGAUGGCUUCAGCCAUUGCUCCGUCAAGCUCGCGGAUGUUCUGAUGGCAGACAAGAAAAGGAACCCUUUGUUACUCAGCAUGGUGGGCGGUUCCGGCGACGGGUUGGUCCGUGACUUUCUGGCUGCCGUCGAGAAGGGAGAGGUCCCCGAAGGAAUCAAGGGGAUGAAGGUCGCCUCCUUGGAGAAGGAAUUGGUCGCAAAGGAUACCGAUUCUCUCAAGACCAAACUGGGUGAUGUGCGCGACAUGGUGGAGGGAUGCUCAAGACCCGGUGUGCUCCUGAACCUCGGUGAUUUGAAGUGCUUCGUCGAUUGUCCUGCUUUCGCGUCGUCUUCGUUCCUCGUGUUCGUGGUCUCGGCGGUCGCGCAGCUAGUGGCUGCCUACCAAUCGGCUUCAAAGAGGCUUUGGUUGCUAGCCACGGCGACGUACGAGAUCUUUAUGCAAUGCCAGACAUGCUAUCCUUCCAUGGAAGAUGAUUGGGAUCUCCAUCCGCUCCCAAUUAGCUCUCUGAGACCGCCUCCCCGAUUGUUCCCCAAGUCCAGCUUGAUGGAGUCAUUUGUCCCAUUUGGUGGUUUAUUUGCAACUGCUUCUGAACUGAAAGCUCCAUUGACCACCAGUUAUGAGUCAAUGACCUCUUGGCCACAGUCUGAUAAGAAUGAGAUUGGCACCAUUUCCAGCAGAACUGCACCCUCAGCAGUUGACAAUGAUGGCGUCCCUCCCUGGCUGCAAGGAGCAAAAGUUGCAUGUCCCUCCACAGAGCCGAAAUCAACACUGGCCACAGAUGAUGAGAGUGUGUUGAAUGCUGAAGGAGAUGGUUUACAUAAGAAGGAAAGUGAAUCAUGUCGGCAGAUUCACGGUAGCUUUCUUUCACACGGUUUGGAUACUUAUCGCCGUGUAGGCUCAUCAUCGUCAGACUGUACACCUUUGUGCAACACUGACUUGGGAGUUCAAAGUCAAACCCAGUGGCUCGGUGCUUCCCUUGAAAAGCUUACUAAACAGAGCUGCUUAUUGCCGAUCCCAUCUACUCGUUCUGAUUCUGCGGCUAGUCAACAGCCUAGGCCACAGGGAACAGGAAGGAGCAUUGACCUGCUUCCAGAGAAGUACUUACCUGGAGAACAUCAUGAACUUCCAUCCUCCAGAACACCAGUUACAACGGAAUUAGCAUUGGGAACACUUUUUGGUCCUCGGGUGGUGGAAGAAAGGGAUCCUUUGAUGCAUAAAGGACACUUGAAGGAUCUCUCCAACUUUACACCUUUCAAGCUUGAUUUGACUACGGGAAGUCGACCUUAUCUGAGACAGCCUUCUUUCUUUCAUGGUAUAGAUGAUUUCAAUAGAGAGGCAAAUACACUGCACAGGUGCUCUCCUGUUGGAAAAUGUGGCAGUGAACUUCGGACAGGAAAUGUCAGUAGCUCUCUCGAUUCACCAGGCCGGAGAUCUGAUGAUUUGACUGCACAAUUUGAUACAAGCUAUUUUAAGACACUUUGCAAGGAUCUUAGUGAAAAAGUUGGGCGACAAAAGGAUGCUAUAUAUGAUAUCUCUACUACUAUAAUGGAACACAGAGUAGGCAAUGAACGGCGUCACCAAGGUGCAAGCUUAAGGGGGGAUAUAUGGCUCUGUUUUCUUGGUCUAGAUUGUGUUGGGAAGAAGAGGGUUGCUUCAGCGCUUGCAGAAACAUUAUUUGGUAGCACAAAGAACUUAAUUUCUAUAAAUCUGAGUUCCCAUGGUGUGGUUGCUGACUCAAAUUUGAUCUUUGGCCAUCAACAGAUUGAUGGAUAUGACAUAAGAUUCAGAGGGAAAACAACAGUGGAUUAUAUUGCGGAAGAAAUAUCAAAGAAGCCAUUAUCUGUUAUUUUCUUAGAGAACUUGGACAAGGCGGAUUUGUUGGUUCAAAGUAGUUUGUCUCGUGCAAUCAAAACAGGAAAAUUUUCAGAUUCGCGUGGAAAAGAAAUUGGGAUCAAUAACUCUAUAGUUGUCAUGACAGCAAAAGCAGCAAAAGGUCAAGAAUGCAUUUUUGGAGCUGAUGCAGGUAAAUACUCAGAAGAGAGGAUUCUAAAAGCCAAAGCUUGGCAAAUGCAUAUUUCAGUAGAGCAUGCAAAUGAUGAUUUAUGCGGUAAACAGGAAAUCCAUGUUUCAGGUCAUAUUAGCAAGCGUAGGGAUGUUUUUGGUGAAGAGAAUAAGCAUGGGGCCUUGAAGAUGACAAAGCGGCUGCAUAGACUUCCAAGUAUGUCAUUUGACUUGAAUAUUUCGCUGGAUGAGUCGGGAGAAAGCAGUCCAAUUCAUAGUGGCAAUGAUUCAAAUGAAACCAUUUCUGAGAAUGAAGAAGAAUGGAUGGACGAGUUUGUAGCCUCGGUACAUAAAAGUGUAGCAUUCAAGCCUUUCAACUUCGAUAAUCUUGCAGAUGAUAUACUGAAGCAAAUGACAAAAAGAUUUGAAAGUGUAUUGGGAACCACAGCUAGAUUGGAAAUUGAUCCCAGGGCCAUGGAUCAAAUACUUGCUGUUGUGUGGCUUGCAGAAAAAAGAUGUGCUUUUGAUGAUUGGGUUGAAUGUGUACUUGGCAAUGGAUUCCUUGAAGUUAAGAAGAAACAUGCCAUCUCAUCUGCAAUGGUUGUCAAACUUGUGGUUUGCCCAAACCAGUUUUUGGUGGAGCAGGCGCCUGGAGUCUGCCUUCCUGCUAAAGUCCUUCUCAAUUGAAAAUCUGGAAAUGUCUUGGCUUAUGUAAUUUGUUUAUAUAUAUAUAUAUAUAAUUCAGUUAUAGUUAUGCCACUCAUCUCAUAGCCACUAGUGUCCUGUCAAUCUCCUGAAGCUUUAAUCCGGUUUAACUUCGGGUAGCAGAUGGGUCCUCUCAUCUUUUCUCUGCUUUUCUAACCGUAUUCUGGGCCCAGCUUCAUCUGCUCAUCUCCGAUCUUGUCUUUGAGAGUGCCUACAUAAUCGCCGCCCACAUGUGCAUACUUUCUCCUAGCCCGUGAUUCCUCUCAAAUUGUGCUGCAGUUGCUGGACUUGAGACUUUGCUGUGCACAUUUCAAUAACUGCGCAGAAGUAUUUUGUCUCUCUAUUGGCUACCUUAACCUUUUUCUUCUUUUUCAAAAUUUCUAUGUAUAUGUAUGUGCAGUGUACUGUAUAAUGUUAUCAGUGUAAUAUUAUUCCUGUA